AACUCCCGCGUCCCCUCUCACUUAAACAAGGAGUACAAACUGAUGCUUCUCUCCGCCGGCAUUUUGAUAGAAAGCGGCAUAAUCUCUCCGGUCGAUCUCCUGCUGUCCUGCAUUUCGGUUUCUAUUUGGCGGUGAAAUCACCGCCUAGGUUGUGGCUUUAGAAAGAUAUUUGAAUAUUCAAAAAUGUUGCAAUGGAUGGGCGGAUCUCGGCGGAAAGUGACUUCCACAAGAAUGUCAACGCAGAAAAGGCAAAAACACUACUUUGAGCAGAAAAGGCGGCAACAGCAAGCGACCGGAGGGAGGAAAGAUUCUGAGGAGCACAAUAUCCAUGGGCAGCAUGCUGAAAAUAGUAGAUCUCUGGAUAUUCUAAGUUUUCAGAACUUAUCAACUGUUGUGCAACAGAAUAAGUCAAAUUACCCUUUAGGAAACAAUGAAACAGAGCAGCAUGCUCUGAACUAUCAAGCACUCAAGUGUCCACAAUCAAUACAAUGCUUUCAAGCUAACAAAUUCACACCUUCCGGCCCCUCUGAAGCUGAGGAAGCAAGACUUUCAUCAAGCUAUCAACCAGGCAGUUCAUAUGCAAAGACGAUGUUGGUUAGCACUUCUGGUAAAGAUGCAAGAACUUUCAACUCAGAUGAUGACAAGAUGAAUCAGAUAAAAAUGGUCCCAGAGUAUCAAGAACUAGGUAUGAUGGACAUACUUGGAGAUGAUGAACCAAAUCUCCAUACUGGUUCAAGUUUAGAACGUGAAGCUCAUGCUGCAUUUUCAAUUGAAGGUGUUGGUAGAGUGGAAAUGGAGACUCCAGUUCAUACGCCAGUUCGUGCACCAGAGGUGCAUGGCAGAAACUUCUUGCAUGGUUGCUCUCCACCAUCAAAAGCUAUGAGGCCUGCUGACUCAUUCAACCUUAACAGCGAGCUGGUUAACCUUGAAUUUGAAUUGGAUGCUAUGAUGCAGGAAGUUGAUGUGCCCUUAUGUAAAAGUUCUGUGGAGCACUCUUUCUGUUCAAAGGACAUAUUGGGUUCUUUCAGCAAGCAAAAGCAAGAUUUGUUGGACACCAGAGAAUUCUCAAUAUUUGAUGACAAUGAUAAUGGUUUUACUGAUCUUUUUCAGAAUGAUGAACCAUUCUUCCACAAAACAGAGAGAAAUAGGCACAGUUGGGAUGCAACCUGUAGGCCUGUAACUGGCAAAAUUCUUGACGAGAGUGCUUUUGGUUCAUCUUGCAACAUUUGGAUGGAUCAAGAAGAUGCUUCUGAUGAUUAUUAUACCAUGGACUCCAGGAGUGAAGAAUUUACUUUCCAAGGCUCUUAUCGACAGAAGAGCAGGACUACAAUGAGAAAAUCAAAGAGACUCGGACAUAGAGAUUCACCUGAGCUAUAUGUGAAGCGCCAGAACUCAGAGAACUUUCAUGAUUCCACAAUUCCGGAGAUGACAUGGAGAUCUCCAGUUCACAGAGACCAUGAUGUUGGUGAUAUUGAUUACCAACCCACAUGGUCAUGCUUCAAAACUGAAGAUACAAGAGACAAUUUGAGUUUGCUGAGUGAGGAGUCAUGCUCGUCAAGCGCAGUGGGGGGUGUAUCGAAGAAAGGCACAUUGAACUCAACUGAGAAACAGACACCGAAAAGUGCUGAUUUUGGUUGCUCAGAGAACAUCUGUGGUGAAAACAUUAUGUAUGGCAGAGUAAAAACCUGCAAUAAGUUGGAGAUUAACCAGCAAGGGGACAACACAAAUGAGCAAGGAAAGCUUACAAGGAUUUCAAAUUCAUCAAGAUCGCAACCAGCUGAUAACUCAAAAAUGACUUCUGAGAAGAGGUUGAAAUCAGAGAAUGGCCGAUUGUUUGAGGGAGCAUAUGAUCCUGGCAAGACAAUUUCACGUCAUAAUCCUUAUCCCAGGACAUAUGAUACAAAUCCAAGCUCCAGACUUUGGAUUGAAGAUCUCUUUGGCACAUCCGGAGGUACCAAUGUGCAUGCUGAUUGCUCACCUUGUUGCAACCUGACAUCAGAAGAACAUGAUUCCCACCAACGUAAGUUGGAAAAAGUUACGCCAGUGUCAAGCAUGCUAAAUUUUUCUGAGCACUGCAAUAGGGGGUAUAAACCUCAGAAGUCAAUGCAUGGUCACAGUUUUCCAGAAUCAGAACUGCAAAGCAUUACCAGGGAGGAAGAUGAACAUACUGAUCUCCCUGUAUCUGAACAUGGAAAACUGGAGCAUUGGAGAGAGCGUUCCCGCUGCAGAAAAAGCUUAUUCUCAGGAUGUGGGAAGUUUAUCUAUGUAGCUGAUGUGGAAGACAAGUCUAGUGACUGCAAGGAAUCCACUACUGAGGCUUCAAAAUUAUCCUCAGGAUGUCGGAAGUGUACUUGUACGCCUGAUGAGGAAGACAAGUCUAAUAAUUGCAAGGAAUUCACUAAUGGGACUUCAAAAGCCGGAGAGAAUGUGAAAGAAACGGAUUGUCUCCAAGAUGAAGAUGCAUCACCAUCUGGGGCUACUUCAAGUAUUGAUGGCAAUUCGUCCCAUGUAGAUGCUAAAUGUCAGCUUAAUGCUCAGAGCUCUUUUUUGCAUCAAACUGGAUCCGGAGAGUCGAAUCUGCAAAGACUGCUAAUCAGCUGUCUUUUGUUCUUCCCAACUAGCAAAUCUGGAAGAAGGAUUUGGGCAUGAAGAAAGGACAGGAAGUGAGGAGAAAAGUGGGAUUGAGUCAACAUGCCAGGUGAUGACGCUUGAUAGCUGUGUCCUGCAACUUCUUUGCAUUCAGGUACUGAAGGAAGCAUCUGCUAAGGUAGCGGGGAAGAAGGCUUGAAGCUUUGAGCAUAUUGAAUUCCUUGGCUUGUCCUACAUUGCCCCUACAACUUUUUCUUCUGCGAAAAGUUUGUCAAGGGAUAUUUACGAGCAAUUAGACCUCAGAUUAUUUGGCAUGACUUUGCUUUGUCCACAAUACUCUCUUGCUUGACUGGCAGUUCUUUGAUUAGUGUGAAGUGAAUGGAAAAGGAAUGGGCCGCAAGCAGAAUUUAUUUCUUUUUCCUUUUUUUUUGGGGGGCCUCAUGAGAUUGCUUUGGAACAUUUUCUUAAAUUAAAAUUUCUUUAGAUAUUAAUGGAACAAAAUAUGAACAUACAAAAGAGGAUUGUUCAACUGAUAACAAGUUUGAUGUUGAUACAAAUCUCUGCCUACCUAAUACCUUUCUUUCUAUCAAAUCCAUCAUUUCAGAGUUGCUAACUUUUAUCUCCCAAUGCAGAGCUGUCCUUUGGAUGGGUGGCUUAAUUUCAUCAUAUAACAUCUCAAUUUCAUUACAUCUGAUUGAUUGAGAGGCUUUAGCAU
Coffea arabica (coffee) is the source of this 3304-nucleotide messenger RNA. The record is from RefSeq and is a predicted model, not a curated record. Lineage: Eukaryota; Viridiplantae; Streptophyta; Magnoliopsida; Gentianales; Rubiaceae.